Molecule: messenger RNA, 1013 nt
Organism: Amaranthus tricolor (Joseph's coat)
Lineage: Eukaryota; Viridiplantae; Streptophyta; Magnoliopsida; Caryophyllales; Amaranthaceae
Product: protein phosphatase inhibitor 2
Exons: 4
Coding region: 214-756 (180 amino acids)
Biological process (GO): regulation of signal transduction
Molecular function (GO): protein phosphatase inhibitor activity
Source: RefSeq, a predicted model, not a curated record
AUUUGAUUAAAAUUUGAAAAACGAUACUUAGCCCAACGACUCCGUACGUGAUUUUUGUAUCCGACUACCGAAGACCGAAGUCGGAAGUAUAACUAUUUAUUAUCUGCCUCAAUUGACUUCUAUUUUUCUCCUGUUUCCUUCCAAAAUCAAUUAUCAAUUUUCUCUCUAGGGUUCUUGUACAGCCAGAGCGACAAUCCAUCAGCAUCAGUUAUCAUGUCUUCCAAGAACAGAGGACGUGUAAGGUGGGAUGAGGCUAACUUGGGGGAGAUCGAAAAAAAUAAACCUGUUAGACAGAAGAUCACCGAGCCAAAGACGCCAUAUCAUCCUAUGGUUGAAGAUGACGGUUCUUUGUCUCCUAUACGUAGUGCCUUUGAUGAGUGUAUUGCUGAUGCUGAACAUGCGGAUGCUAUUCGCCAUGCUUUGAAUGAUGUAGCUUCUUCCAGUGGUGAGAAAACUCAUCCAUCUGGUGGCUGGACCUCAUCUGAGGAUGAGGGGGAUUCGAUGGAGCAGGAUGAUGACGAUUCAGAUAAGAGUUUGCGUUUCAAAGAACACAGGCGUGCACAUUAUGACGAAUUUCUGAAAGUGAAGGAACUUCGACGCAAGGGUUCUUUCAUGGAGGAAGAAUCCGAUGAGGAUGGAAACAUCGAUGUCAAGCACGAGUCUUCGUCACUGAGUCCGGGAAUAAAAGCUAUUGCCAUUGAUGAAGACAAGGAGUGUGCAAAUGCAAUCCAUUCUCUGUCAACCAAUGGAAUUUAGUAGCUGCUACGAUCCUUCCGACAAAUGCAGUUGUGGUGUAUAUAGAUCAUCUGUAAUACCAGAGUGGAUGGUUUUGUUCCUUUUAUGCUGUGAUCAUGAAUCAUAACCAUUAACUUGUAAUAUCAUGAUCAUCAUUUCGGUAAAUUUGUUUUGAUAUGUGAUCAUGAUGACCAACCUAAUUGUUUUAUAAAGCGUAAUUGUUGUUUUUUGAAAUUAAUUCAUAUUAUAUAUGUGAACUGUCGUCGUCAUUAUCUUCA